Exophiala aquamarina CBS 119918 is the source of this 606-nucleotide messenger RNA. RefSeq lists its product as uncharacterized. The record is from RefSeq and is a predicted model, not a curated record. The transcript has 2 exons. NCBI's taxonomy places the organism in Eukaryota, Fungi, Ascomycota, Eurotiomycetes, Chaetothyriales, Herpotrichiellaceae. Bases 1 to 606 code for a protein of 201 amino acids.
AUGGCUCUCAAGAGACCUCGAGAUGAUUCGACGGCCGAAGGGAUGUCCACGAAGAAACAAAAAUCUACCGGCUUUUCUGUUGGACCUGCAAAUCUUCCAGAUGGCACCUACAGAAGAAAAACACAAAAAAUUAAAAAGGACCUCAUAGCAAAAGCAAAGGUCAAGAAAGCCUAUGCCAAAGUCAAAGCCCAAGAAAAGGAAAGGGAGGAGGAAGUACAACACCGCUUAGCCAAUGCCGACUCUUCCAACGAUGCAGUUGAACCUAUCCCUGCCAGUCUCGAACUUCACCCAGAUCGCCAGGCUAUGGUUGAUGCAAGUCAAACACGUGAAUCUUAUUCUUACUCCAGUCGAGAUCCCUCUUUGGACAAACCAUACUUUCGUGUCCGCCAGCCGAGACAGUCACGCUAUCAGAAAGAACUAGAGCUUGGUGCACAAAGAAGGGCUCAGAUAGAGUCACAAAAGAAGGCCAGUGAGGCACGGCACAAGGAUCGCAGAGCCAUGGCCAAAGCAAAGCGUCCUGGCAAGGAUGGCAAAAUGAAACUAGGUCGCCAAGGUACAGCCCUAUUGAGCCGCAUUAAGAGACUGGCCGAUCAGGGUAACAUAUGA